This is a messenger RNA of Pundamilia nyererei, 1837 nucleotides long. Its product is annotated as DNA damage-inducible transcript 4-like protein. The transcript has 2 exons. The record is from RefSeq and is a predicted model, not a curated record. The coding region runs from base 437 to 1018 and encodes 193 amino acids. Gene Ontology annotation, biological process: negative regulation of signal transduction. Lineage: Eukaryota; Metazoa; Chordata; Actinopteri; Cichliformes; Cichlidae. Gene Ontology annotation, cellular component: cytoplasm.
AGCUGAGUAGACGAGGGUAUAAAUAACCCUCAGAAGUUUCACCCCGUUGCAGUACGUCUGACUGUCAGUGUGUGUGUUUCUAUAUUAAUGUGUGUGUGCGCGAAUUUAUUCAUGAGGAACCGUCUAAAUUAAGUUAUUUUGUAUUAAAUAAUAUUUAAGGUGAGUCGUUUAAUGCUGCGAAUGAGUGUCUUUUAAGCUAGCAGUUAAGAAUUGAGGGGUUUAAGUUUUUAUUUGUUUAGGUUUUUUUACGGCUUUUUGUCUUUUAGGUGCUACAUUUUGAAAGUUUUAGCAUCCUGAGGUAGCUACCUCAGUUAGUCAUUUGUUUAAAUAUAGCUCAAACCAUCCGCUUGGACUGACACAAUGACGCUACUAUUUUCAGGCAGCUUUUCUAAAACUACGGGAAAACGGCCGACUCCAGGAGAAACAGGCUAUCACCAUGGUUGCUACGAGCACGUUAAAGCCCAAAAGCAGCGAGUGUGUUUCAGAAUUGGCGGAUAGAAGAUAUGACCACGGUUGCAUUGAUGCAGGACUGGACGUCUGGUUAGACUGCUUAGAUGAGACCCAGAGGACUGCAGAUGCCACUGAGGACAGAACCUGUCAGCAGCUGGCAAAGAUGUUUGAAAACUGCCUUUCGCGGGCUAAGAAGACAACGCUACACUGCUCCUCUGUGCUGGUACCAGAGAAGCUAACGCGGAGAAUAGCUCGUGAAGUCCUGCGGCUGUCAUCUUGCGAGCCCUGCGGUCUGCGCGGCUCUGUUCUCUACGUCCACCUGGAGUUGGACAAGGGAUGCAAGCAGCUCGAACGCAUUGUGUACGAUGCCACCGUGGUGCCUACAUUUGAGCUGACUCUUGUUUUUAAGCAGGAUGGCACCGCCUGGCCCAGCCUGCGGGACUUUCUUUUUAUGGGAACCUGCUUUGCGCCGACCUUUAGGCACGCACUUAAACUGAGUCCAGGUUUCCGUCUCGUUAAGAAAAAACUGUACUCCUCCUCGGCAGGUACCGUGAUUGAGGAGUGCUGAACUUUUGUAGGGAUUGGGGAUUUGGAUAUUGGGUUUCCUGUUGGGAAAUGCACUUCUGCCCAAAUGUAAAUGACACUCCAGUGGUGUCACGUUUUCUACAGUGUUUUUGUACAGCGCAGUGUUAACUAUUAGCCAGUCAGCUUUGGAUGUAAAGCCAGAAGCUUGUGCAUCAGAAAGCCUGAUUGUUCUCAUUCAAGUCUUUUUUUCUUUUCUUUUUAAAUCAGCAAAAUUGUAAUGUUCUGGGUGUUUGUGUGUUUUCUAACAUGAGUUGCUCAAACACCAUUUGAAGUUGUACUUUUUGCAGAUGAAUGUAAACCGAUCCCAAAGUGUGAGAGGGGCAUACUGUCGGGUACACUUUUCUUAAAGACACUAGACACUUUCUUGAGGCAUCUGUGUGUUUCCAGAUACGUUGAACGCUCAGCCACAGCGCGCACACAGAGGGCUGAAUAAGAGUCUGACAUUUAGUCUUUCGGGGGCCAUAUUCUGGUUGUGUGAUGCUGUAUUUAGGGCUGUGAUUGUUUUUAAGACUAUAUGUCUUGCGUAGAUGCUGCUGUCAUGGUGUGGGACUUCCCACACUAUAGGGGAAUAUGUGGAUGCCUUAAAUCUCACGCACAUUUUUUUUUUUUUCACACAGCUAUGUCACAGCUGCGUCUCUUUCUAAAUGUUUUAUUGCAUUUUUAUUUUUUUACCCCCCCCCCUCCUCCGCCUGAUGCACCUUUUCAAUGCAGAGACUUUAUAAAUUAUUAAAGGAUGGUUCGCCCAAGUGAUGUGUAUUUGUUUUAACAAUUAACUUGUUAAAAAAAAGUCCCAAAUCCCCCU